AUGUCAAUAAUAAAACACCCGAAUAUACUCCCUCAAACUUCAAAUUUUUUACAAAAAAGAGAUUGGAAUGAUAAUUAUUGGGAAAAUUCAGGUACAGCAAGAUGGGCAUUUUUUGCAAUAUUUAUAGUAUUAGUAAUUAUAGUAAUAUUAGGUACAAUAAGAGUUAAUAAAAAGAGGAGUCAACAUGGUCAACAACCAUUAUAUGGUACAAGAUGGAUGACUCCUCCAUCAUAUAGACAAUCACAAAAUCAAUAUGAUCAACCUGAUCAUGUUAGAGAUCCAGAUUUACCAAGUGCUUAUGUUCCAACAUAUACUGCUCAAGCUAAUGAAUAUGAUAUGGGUUAUUAUGAUUCUUCCGGUACUUUUAUUGCUAAUCCAAAUGCAAAACAUGCUUUACAACAUCCUCCUCAAACUCAUCAAAGAAAUAUAAGUAGAAAUUCAAAUACAAAUAUCGCGGCAACUAAUUUACCAACAGAUAUUCACAAUAAUGAAAAUAAUAAUGAAGAUGAUAUAGGUGAUAUAAGUAGGCCAAAUGGUCCACCUCCAUCAUCUCAAAGAAAUUCAAUAAGUCAAAGAAGAGAUAGUAAUAUAUCGAAUAAUAAUAGCAACAACAACAAUAACAACAAUGAAAUAAUAAAUGAAAGAAUAAUUGAAACAGAAACAAUAGAUUUAACAACAAGUUCAGGAUCAGGAUCAGAUGAAUUUACUAGACCCUUGGGACCACCUCCAUCAUCAUCUACUCAAAAAGUAACUCAAAUUCAUGAAUUUAUAAUUGAUAGUAAAAAAUAG
Lodderomyces pseudojiufengensis is the source of this 789-nucleotide messenger RNA. RefSeq lists its product as uncharacterized. The record is from RefSeq and is a predicted model, not a curated record. Bases 1 to 789 code for a protein of 262 amino acids. The transcript has a single exon. Gene Ontology annotation, cellular component: intracellular membrane-bounded organelle. Lineage: Eukaryota; Fungi; Ascomycota; Pichiomycetes; Serinales; Debaryomycetaceae. Gene Ontology annotation, biological process: vesicle-mediated transport.